AUUUCACAAAGUAUUUCAGGUUUAGCGUUGUGGACGGGCGAGAAAGUGUUUGUUUUUAGAAAGAACUCAUGUUAGGAGAAAACCAAUCUACUUUUAAUGUAUUGAGAUUUAGGCAAUAAGUAUUACAGUAAUGGCCAAAAAGAAAAUUAAGACUCCUCUUUAUCGCUACCGGACGGAAGUUUUGAAUUAUUUUUCAUUACAAAAUACAGAAAUUGAUGCAAAUUUGUCAUCGGGCAAUGUCAACGAUCCGGCUAGGCCUAGUAAUAGUAAUAUAAGUAUUAGGGGAACUGAUUAUUUAGGGAAAAUUCCAAAUUCAUCUCCUCGGUUUAUUUCUAAAGAUGAUGCUGAGUAUGAUUUUUUAAAACAAACAAGUUUUAUGAGUAGUAAUACUGGCAGAAAGCGAGGGCAAGGUAUUAAAGAAGCAAAUUCCUUUAAUUUUAAAACUCGUGUGUUAUCACGGAAGGAAGAUCGAAAACAGAAAAGACUUGACCAGAAGUCAAAAAGACGGUCAUAUUUUAUGAAUAGAAACAAGAGUAUGGCUCCAGAUAAAAACUCGCAGGAUGAUGUGGAAGAACCUGGAACAAAUAACUCAAGCCAAAGGGAGGAUGUCAGUAUUUCCAAGGAAUCAAAUGUUGAACAGAAUUUAUCUACAAAGAACACAAGUAUUAAAACAAGGAAAAGAAAGAAAACUUACAAAACUGUAGAAGAAGUGCGAAAACUGCAAUUGUUAGAAGCUAAUAAGGAAGAAGAUAGGUUGAUUAAACAACUGGAAAAAAAAAUUCAUUUAAAUCGUAGGAAAAGUAAAAAACUGCCCAAAUCUUUUGUUGAUGAAGGCUUGGACUAUAUAUUAGAAGUCAUUGAUAAUCCUGAAGAUGCAUCAUUUACCAAAGAACUUAGUGACAUGGACUCUGAGCUUGAGGAUGACUUAGCUCUAGCUCUUGGAAAAAAAACAACUGGUAGCAUGAAAGAAAGUACUGAAGAGUUUUCAAAACAGUCAAAGAAAGCCAAAAGUUUAAAAGAUACAAAUAUUAGGCAUGAAGAUGAUUUUGUAAGUAAUUUUCAUAGUGAACCUAACAUUAGCGAUAAUGACAAUGAUCAGAAUAUUUCUGCUGGUCAAGAUAACACUGACUAUUUUCAUGUACAAUAUGAGAAACAUUCACUUUAUGAAAAUUGUAAUGAUCUCAGUGAAAAGAAAGCCCCAAAAAAGAAAAAGUGUGUUAAUUGGGCAGAUAAUUUAGGUCUUACAGAAGAAGAAAAGCUUGUACGGAACAAAUGUACGGAAUUGUACGGAACAAAAGAGUAUGAAGUAGAAAAUGAAAAGGUUUCAAUAUUAGCUGAAAAAAAAGAAAUAAUACUGAGACAAGAAAAUUGUCAUGAUUCAGUGAGUGAGAAUGAAGAAAAUUACACCACAGAUACAACUAAAGCAACUGGAAAAGGAAAGAAGAGGCAUAAUGAGAGCUCUCCUGAGCCAUUAAUAAAGAAAGUAAAAAAAAUUAAUUCAGAUGAAGAACUGAAUAGCAGUGAAGAUCACAAUAAUGAAAAUUCUUCAGUUGAUAAAAGUGAAAAGAAUGAUUAUUGGGAAGACAUUUAUGGUCGACUAAGAGACAAACAAGGAAAUGUUAUAAAACUCGGUAAAUUUCAGACAGAUACAAAGUAUGUUCCUCCUGCCAAGAGACUUCCAGCUAAAACGGAAGAUGAAAAGAAGAAAAAAGAACUAGAAAGACUAAGAAAACAGGUGAAAGGACUUUUAAACAGGCUGAGUGAGUCUAACCUUAAACCUAUCUCUAGUGCCGUUGAAGACUUGUAUAUGUCUCACAGUAGAAAUGAUAUGAAUGAAACACUGACAGCUUUGAUAUCUGAAGCAAUCAUACAACCUUUUCUAACUCCAGAAAGGCUAGUGAUGGAACAUGCAAUGUUAGUAGUACUUCUUCAUGCUAAUGUUGGAACAGAAGUAGGUGCACAUUUCCUUCAGUCACUUGCCACCAAAUUUAAUGUGUUACUGAACAGUGGACCAGAUCAUGGACAAGGAAAAGAGUGUGACAACCUUCUGGCAUUAAUAGCCCAUUUAUACAAUUUCAAGGUCACCCAUUCUGUUUUGAUUUAUGAUAUACUGCGUUGUUUGGCCAAUCAUUUUAAAGAAAAGGACAUUGAACUCAUCCUUUUGAUUUUAAAAAGUGUGGGGUUCAGUCUACGAAAGGAUGAUCCACUAACUCUGAAGGAUGUAAUAUUAGACCUUCAGUCAAAGUCAGCAGAUUUAAAUGAAGACAGUUCAAUCCAGGCUCGUGUACGGUUCAUGUUGGAUACCCUUAUGGCAAUACGUAAUAAUAAUAUGCACAAAAUACCUAACUAUGACCCAAGUCUUGUGGAGCACUUACGGAAAGUGUUGCGGGGAUUUGUUCGUAAAGGUUGCACUGUGCAAGAACUUAAGAUUUCACUUGAAGAUUUGCUGAAUGCUGAAGAAAAAGGGCGCUGGUGGAUUGUUGGAUCUGCUUGGUCUGGUGAAAUCACAGAAAAGAACUCUGGAACAACAAAUGUAGAAAGUGGACCAAUAGUGUUAGAUGAAGUUAGCGAUCACAUCCUAGAACUAGCACGGAAACAACGAAUGAAUACAGAUGUGAGGAAAAAGAUCUUCUGUAUCCUCAUAACAGCAGAAGACUUUUUAGAUGCCUUUGAGAAGCUCUUACACUUGGGAUUAAACAAAGAGCAAGAGAGAGAAAUUAUCCUUGUUACUAUGGACUGCUGUCUUCAGGAGAGUCAUUUCAACCCUUAUUAUGGUCACUUGAUACAGAGAUUCUGUGGAGCUGACCGCAGGUUUCAGAUGGCGCUUCAGUUUGCUCUAUGGGAUAAGUUCAAAGAGCUUGGGAAUUUAAAAAAACACCAACUGACAAAUUUAGCUCAACUUUUAGUUCAUCAGCUGACCCAUAAUGCUCUGCCUUUGUCAGUGCUAAAAGUCAUUCAUUUUGCAGAAAUGGACAAAACUUUGGUUCGUUUCUUGCGACAGAUUCUCCUUGCCAUUCUUCUCCACGACUCUGAGGAAACUUGUCAAAGUGUAUUCUUACGUAUUGCUCCUGCCCCUAAGUUGAAGGUUUUACGGGAAGGGCUUAGACUCUUUAUGCAUCAUUUUCUAUUACGAAAGAAAGACAGGCUUACAAAGGAUAUCAUUCCUAAGCUUCAGAUGAGGGUUCAGUUAGCAGAGGAAGCACUUAAUUCAGCAGAGAAAAAAAUGAGGCUUUGACAUUUUUGUUCUGUACCCAAACAGCACAAUGACAUCCAUUGUUGGCCAGACAACAGCAAAAAUAUUGGGCCAGCAUUGGAUACCAAAAUAGGUCUGGCAUCGAACUGCACAGUGGGCCAAUAUCAGCCCGAUUUCUUUGGUCCUAUAUCAGCAGCCGAUUCUAUGCUGAUUUUCGUUUAAUAUAGAUUCUACAUAUUAGUUAUAGAAUAUAAACGUAUUUUCACUUUAUGCUAUUGAAAUAUCUUGUAUAUGAUGGAUUUAUCGUUUCAAAUAUAUUUUGUUUUUAAUUUGUGUGUAUGAUUAAUGAAUUUCAUUACAACCUGUAGUUUUCAGUUAUAUAUAUAUUUGUAAAGAAUAUUAUUGAUAGUGACAGGUACAUUGAAUGCUAUAAUACUUUUUCCCCUUUUAAAACUUCAAACAAGUUUUAGUUUUUGGACCAAAUAAAAGAAACUUAGCAAUGCAUUUCUUUAAUAGGAACAUGCUGCUUUGUUUUAACUCAGAUUUAAUUUACACCAACAACAAUUCUUAACAUUAGAAAUGUUAGUAUAAUAGAUGAAUGCGUAACUAGUUUGUAUUUAAAUCUUAAAAAUCAAAAGCUUAAAAAGACCAUUAACACAAAACGAAUGUUUAUUAUUUCAGUAGUAAAACACAGUUUACAUUCAAAUACAGUAAGGAUUUUUUUUUUUUUUUACAUUUAUUAUUGUGAAUAUCACGUACAUUAAUAGAUACAAGUUAUUUAAAAGAAAAUGUGUGUGUAUAUAUAUAUUAAUUGUCAGUCUUUGCCUAUUUACAAAUAUAUCUCUCCUUCCUGCCUCCAUCACAGUCACCUGCUAACUGGAACCACCUUUUGUUGAAUGAUUCUAUCUCAUCAUCUGCAGCAUUUGAUGAAAAUGAGUUCUUUCUAACAGGAUUUGUUUGAAGAGUAAGGGUCUUUAGUUAAAAUUCAGAAUUAUUAUAUAUAUAUGUAAUAAAUUUAUUACCAUGCUGGAAUAGAUGUAUAUAUAUAUAUGUAUAAAUUAAAAAAGGGUAAACGAUAAACAAAUGUCCAGUUGAGCAUGUUCAUAUACUGAUGCACUAAUACCAGUUACUGAACUUAAAUAAAAGAACAAAUGAAAUAAAGAAACUUACAGUUAACAACAAUUUGCAGCUUUAGAUUCUUGAAUGCAUGUUUGCCAUGUGCACCACUCCAGUUCAUUUGACUUGCCAAUGGAUUGGCAAUGAUGCAAUUCAUUAUGUGAGAAGCAGUUUCUUUAGUGUUAAUGCCCCCUGUUGUUUCCAAGUGAGCUACCUGU
Molecule: messenger RNA, 4527 nt
Organism: Limulus polyphemus (Atlantic horseshoe crab)
Lineage: Eukaryota; Metazoa; Arthropoda; Merostomata; Xiphosura; Limulidae
Product: nucleolar MIF4G domain-containing protein 1-like
Exons: 16
Coding region: 131-3235 (1034 amino acids)
Biological process (GO): ribosomal small subunit biogenesis
Cellular component (GO): nucleolus
Molecular function (GO): protein binding; RNA binding
Source: RefSeq, a predicted model, not a curated record